AUGAGAGACAACGCGUGGGAAACGGAAGAUGAGUAUGCAGCAGCAGCUCAAUACCAUCUUCCUCCUCCAAACGAUACGCCUUACAGGACCCCAUCCCCAUCAAUCCGCUCAAACCGCUCCAGACACUCAUCAAGACGUUCGUCGCGACAUAAAUCAGUCUCUCCGGGACCGUCUUCUUCACCACCACCACUACCAAUGGGAGAAAAGCGCAAGAGUGGUUCUCUUGAUGUAACCAAUGAUGAAUCUAUUUCGAUCCUCGAUCCACGACGAUUUACACCGACGUUACAUGCCAAUUUGGUUGCCGAAAUUUUAACCUUGCGUAGAGACCAAGAAGAGAAACUCAGGACCAUUGAAAGCUUGGAAGAAGCACUUCAUGAUACUCGUGGAGAACAUGAAUCUCUGGAAGACCGUCUUGCAGCCAUUGCAAAAGAAAAUCGUUCUUUGAAGCGUCAAUUGUCUUUGCUGGAAGGCGGAACCUCGUCCGCUUUAUCUGAAUUGGCAAAGGAGCGAGAUGAAGCAGUCGAAACUACUACAGAGAUGCGUCGUCGGUUGGAGACUGUUCAGAAGAAACUCAAAAGUCGAAAUGAAAAUGCUGAUCGCGUACAAAAUCUUUGGGAAAAUGACAAGGACAAUUGGGACGAAGAGAGGAGAAAACUGGAAGUAAAGAUUCAGGUUUCCGAAAACAGAUUGAAGACAGUCUUGGAUGAAGUUACCGCUUAUGAAGCCAGUCGUUCAAAGAAUCAACCACAAAGACAUGACACGGAAGAUAAAGACAAUGACAAUGAGAGCGAUGGUGUUAGCGUACGGACAAUGAGUCUAACCAACAGUAUACGUUUCUCGAUGCUCAACGGACCGAAUGGAUAUGGAGUCACCAAAGGGAAUGGCCUCAGUUUGGCUGAUGAAUUAGAUCUCGACGACGAUGAUUCCGAUUAUGGAGGUGGGCGUGACAGUGUUGCGUCAUCCCCGGAGAAGCAUCAACGCAAUCAAAGUCGUGAAAGUAUCCUAUUUCGCACCCACCGUAGGAACCAGAGUGGCGACAGUAUGAAGCGACCUGGAAGUGUUACCCUAGGUAGAUCAUUCCUCAACCAAACCGUCUUGGAAAGAUUGGAAGGAGGUAUUUCAGAGGAGGACGAGAUUGCACCUGAACCUAAGUUCAAAUACGUCGACACUGGAAUUCAGUACUCCCCUCCACCAUCUCCAAAAUUGUCAGCAGUAAUCGAGAUAAUUUCCGUUGUCGAACCGGCAGCGUUAGUCGAGAUGGACACCCCCAAAAGCCUUGAGGAACAACCUUCAUUCGAAACAUCGGUUAAAGAAUGGGAGGUUGAGGCGAAUCAACGAAGAAAGCGUGUAUAUUCGAAUCCUCCUUUGGUCAUCGAGCCUCAAAAGAUCUCUCCUAUGGUAUCUGCAGCGUCACAGACACUUGAUGAUCCUCCCAGCCCCCCACGAACACCAGUUUCCCCAACUACAGCUCCACCACCACUGCCUUCUCAAUUCACGCCCAUUGAAGAGAAAUCCAAGAUGACCUCAAGUUCUACACAGACAGACACUCAAACCGAAACUCCCAAUACAUCACCAAAAUCCCCAAAGCGUGUCCCACCUCCCAUACCUAUUCCAUCUAUUCAAUUGCACCCACCUUCCUCGGGCCCGGCAACUCCCCGUGAGUCUUUGUUGCCACAACUCUCAAAAGAUGUAGGCUGCCAAGUUUCAAUCUCAAGGCCUAUUCCAACAAGAUCGAUGGCUGUACAAACGGAAGAGAUCAGAGUAGCUCAACGCCUAAAUACUCUUCCGCUUCAUCUUCACCCCUCGGCGAUAUCUUCUAGCCCUCCGUCACCAGAGCUAAAGGCCAAUGAUCUCCAAUUCUCACCCAUUCCAGACAAUCUUCCUCCUAAGAACCCGCGUCGCCAAAGCAGCCAACGAAGCAUAACAACGCUCCCAUCAUCGCCACCUACAAUGAAGACAAGAGAUGCCUAUCCAGGUAAUAACGAUGAUGGGCCCCUGGCGAACGAUAAAGGACAGAUUAGAAGACCUCUUCGCAUCAGCAGUCUCUUUGCAGGCUUUGACGGUGUAAGUUCUGACGAAGGUGAUGAAUUCGGUGAGGGUGAUAUCAGCGACAACGAUUUCAGAACGCCACUUUCUGCUCCAAAACCAACGCAGAAGGAUAGCAAACGAAUGUUUCAAGUGUCAAGAUCAGUUCCUCAAAAGAUCGAAACCCCUAAUAUCUCCGCCACUCAGAUACUCCCCAAAGCAGAAAAUGAAGCAGAUGAUCAAUUUGAUGAAGAAGCAUUGGAGCUGCCCACUAGGACAACCACCAAAUCUGCUCGAGUUCUUGGUCAAUCUUUACCGAUUAUUUCAAUGGCCAAACCAGCUCAAAUGCAUCGUGCAGCUCUCAUACAAAGUGGCGUAAAUGCUCAUCGAAGCCGACCCGGCAGUUCUGGAUUGUCCGAAGAAAUUGCACCUCCGUUCCCCAUACCUACCAGAGCAAGCUCUCGAAGAUCUGGAGCCUCUUCCAGUGCCCCUAGCGAUGAUAAUCGAAGUCCCACCCACGGAGGAGGAUCAAGACCUUAUCGGGCAGGAAGUGUUGUUAGUCGAACUGGAAGUGUUAGGAAAGUUCGAUCUGCAGCUGCUAUUGCUAAAAGUAAGCGUGUUGCACGACGUUCUCAAAGCAGAUCACCGCCACCGAUGUCACCAAUAACUCUAGAGUCCGAAAGCCCUCGCCUGCCACCACUUCCGAGUAACGAUAUCACUGCACCGCGAUUCUCAAGAGAUAAUGGUAGUAGCCGUUACAGAAUGCACAGAGGUCAAUUAUCGGCAACCAAUACUGCUUUUACUUCAAACACUGCGGGAUCGUCGGCCAUUACUGAUAGCCAAAGCCCAAACCAAGCCACAACCGUGGUAGAUGCCAUUGCACAGACGAUGGUUGGAGAGUGGAUGUUUAAAUACGUUAGAAGACGCAAGUCUUUCGGAGUCUCGGAUCAAGAUGGAGACCAAACUACCAAUGGUGCUCGUCACAAACGUUGGGUUUGGCUCGCACCUUAUGAACGUGCAGUCAUGUGGAGCAGUAAACAACCCACUUCUGGAUCUGCACUGAUGGGCAAAACUGGCAGAAAGUUGACCAUUCAAUCCGUAUUGGACGUAAAAGAUGAUAAUGCACCACCGAAGGGAUCUGGAGGAGUUUUCAAUCGUUCGAUUCUCAUCCUCACUCCAGCGCGCGCUCUCAAGUUCACUGCUAUUUCACGAGAACGACAUUAUCUCUGGCUUACUGCUCUCUCCUUCCUCGCACAUUCAUCGCAGGCUGUACCUGAUGUUAUCACACCUCGUGCUGCACCAACCCUAUCUACCAAACCUCCUCCAAUACCCGACUCCCAAAAGCCCAAUCGCACACAAAAGACGCAUAAAAUACGAGACUCGAUAAAGGUUGCAAAGGGAAAGAAUGCUUUCAAUCGUACCGGCCCCGCAUCAGCUUAUUCAUCUUCUCAACAAACAGAUACAACCAUGAGCAUGCGCGACAAUGAAUCAUCUCACACGAAUUCACCCUCGGUACGCUCUGAUCCCGCGGAGGCACCUUUCGUACCCCGAUUCUCCGAAAGAGGUAUGGGAGGUCAUGUCAGGAAGCGCAGUAAUACCGGCUCACAUGUUCCACCUCCUCUGUCCUUCCGAGGUUUUAGCGCUGGUCAUGUACCUACCAGUAGUACUGCCGGUAUGAGUGAUAGAACAGCAGGCUCUUCCGAGAACCACAGCUCUUAUAAUUCUCAACCUUCCUCGGUAGCAGGAUACAACGGACCUAGCAGUCGAUCAUCUAUUCGUACAUCCGAUGCUAGUGCACGUCCAGGAGCUGUUGUUAAUAACUUUUUCGAUGCAGUAGGAACGAUGCGAAUGGAAGCUUUUAUUUCUCCCCUUGGUGUUACGAAGUUAGAUGAUUGCCCCGAUGAACAAGAUGAAAUGGAUAUGAUCAGUUUGCAGCGUCGACGCAGCAGAGAUGGAAGAAGAAGCAGCAGAAACAAGGAAUCUUUCGGUGUCAGUCGAGGUGGUUUUGGGGGUUUCGGCGGGAGAGCAAUUGAGGAUUGGUAUAGUGGAAGUAGAACUGCUGGAGAGGAAGAAUUUGGCCAGCGUGAUUUUGAAGAAAGAUCAGAGAAAUUUGGAAGAGAUUCUAGGGAAGAUCCUUUCAGCAACUUUUGA
Messenger RNA from Sclerotinia borealis F-4128, 4176 nucleotides. The record is from the annotation of a GenBank genome assembly. NCBI's taxonomy places the organism in Eukaryota, Fungi, Ascomycota, Leotiomycetes, Helotiales, Sclerotiniaceae.